Messenger RNA from Dacryopinax primogenitus, 1809 nucleotides. RefSeq names its product MFS general substrate transporter. The coding region runs from base 1 to 1809 and encodes 602 amino acids. Gene Ontology annotation, cellular component: membrane. The record is from RefSeq and is a predicted model, not a curated record. Gene Ontology annotation, biological process: transmembrane transport. The transcript has 7 exons. NCBI's taxonomy places the organism in Eukaryota, Fungi, Basidiomycota, Dacrymycetes, Dacrymycetales, Dacrymycetaceae. Gene Ontology annotation, molecular function: transmembrane transporter activity.
AUGAGCGAACCAUUCGAGAAAAGUUCGAGGAGAUGGGCAAGUUUUGUCGGUAGCGUGUUGAGUGCUGUUGGGGCGGGGACGAAUUAUGCGUAUUCUGCGUAUGCUCCUCAGCUGGGUAACCGCCUGCAUUUGUCUUCCACGACGUUGAACAUCAUCGGCGCUGCAGGCAACUUGGGCGUCUACCUCUCCGGCCCCUUCUGGGGCUACAUAGUGGACAAACGCGGACCCUCCCUCCCUCUCCUGCUCGCAUCCCUCUUCCUUCUCCUGGGCUACCUCGGCAUCCGCCUAGCGUACGACGGCGUGCUCGUCCUGCACGGCGGGUGGGAACUGGGCAUGCUUGCUCUUUUCGGGUUCUGCACGGGGGGCGGGGGGAACGCAGGGUUGACUAGUGCGGUAAACGCUACUGCGAAAAGCUUUCACGAUAAGACUAGAGCAUCAGCGACAGCGAUCGUUCUCUCCGGAUUUGGACUUUCUGCAUUCGUAUUCUCCACACUGGCAGCGACCCUCUUCCCAGGAGAGACGUCCGCUUUCCUCCUCACCCUCGCCCUAGGCACGUCAACCAGCAUGCUCAUAGGCUACUUCACGGUGAAACCCGUACCUCCUCACCAUCAGGCGCUCGAGGAGCCUCCCUAUGCUCGAGAACACGUACACGAGCGUGGACAUGAGGAACAAGGGUUCGAACCUAUGGUCUCCGACGGGGAAGAAGCGAGCGAAGAGCAGCUGGAAGAGCUGAGCGACGUGUACGACCUGGAAGAGCCUACGAGCGCUACGAGCGCUUCGGCUUUGUUAGAGAGAACAGAAGGCAGGAGCGCUAGCUUCGAACUCUCCCCAACGAGGAGCAUGUCCCCGGUUGGGGAAACACAUAGGCGGUUACUGCAUCCGCCUCGUCCUGGAAUGGGGAGGGGCUCCAGGAGCAGGAGCUCGAGACGCGAUGCCGUGCAGGGGAGUGUGGACCUCAAGCCGGCGGAGAUGGCUCUGGAUGUGGAUAUUCAUGGACGGGAACUGCUGCUGAACAUGGAUUUUUGGAUGCUUUUCAUCAUCCUUUCUUGCUUGAGUGGCACUGGCCUGAUGUGGAUCAAUAACGUGGGUAGCGUUGCUCAAGCGUUGUGGAGGUACAACCACCCCGAUGACCCGGACGGGUACUCCAAGCUCCAGGCCGCGCAAGUAUCCAUCGUCAGCAUCUUCAACUGUCUCGGGCGUAUCCUCAUCGGCGUAUCCUCCGACGUCUCACAACAUCAUCUCGGCGCCAAACGCUCCUACUUACUCUCGUUCGUCGCCCUCUCCUUCAUCGUCUCCCAACUCGUCGCCGCCCGGAUAUCCUACGCCACCCACCUUUGGGUCGCCUCCAUGCUCCUCGGCCUCUCCUACGGUAGCGUAUUCGGAAUAAUGCCCAUGGUCUCCCUGGAAUGGUUUGGCAUGGGCCACUUUUCCCAGAACUGGGGAUUUCUUGCCUUGAGCCCGCUCUUUGGGGGGAACCUGUUCAACCUCUUCUUCGGGAGAAACUACGAUUCUCAUUCGCGGCCUGUGGCUGUAGGCGCCACGCCGGACCAUAGCACGCUCGCCUCUGUCUCCCCCACAGGGAGCACAGCUGCUUCCCUAAUGCACCUCGCUGCACGCGCUGGGGGAGUCUCCGACCCACAUAAACAAUGUUUUGACGGGAGACUGUGCUACGUCGAUUCCCUAACACUUACGACCGUCGCUUGCUGCCUUGCGUUCGUGCUGAGCUUUUGGGCCGCUUGGAGGGACAUGCGGAGGAGUGUGAGGCGAGGAGAGGGGUGGGUGAGUAUCGGCGAAGGUGGAAGUAAGUGA